CAAGAUUCGCGCAUGAACCAAUCACUAUUCGCCACAUUCGUACUUCCCCGUUUUACCGUAAAACCACGUUGACUUAGUUUCGCUAGGUAAACGUCAGCAUUUGCUGUUCUUUGAAUGAUCUAACCGGUUUGCAAAUAAUACUGUAAAAUACUUUAUUUUAGCUGGAAUUAAUUAUCUCUGAAAAGACAUUUUGGGUGUUUUGUAUGGAAUUUAUUUUCAACGAUUUUGACAAGUUGAAUCACUCAUAUAUUUAAAAAUGCGACAUAUUCCGAGGAUUGUAUUGGUCAUUAUGUCUAUAGUCUGUGCGGUCAACCCUGUUGAUGGUCUAGCUGUUAUGUCCAUAGACCUGGGAAGCGAUUGCUAUAAAAUGGCGUUGGUCAAGCCUGGUGUUCCCAUGGAAAUUAUAUUAAACAAAGAGUCGCGGCGGAAAACAGCGGUUGUGGUAUCUUUAAGAGAUGAUGAAAGAGUGUUUGGGGACGAUGCUCUGGCCAUUGGAGUGAGGUAUCCUAAAACCACUUAUGUUUAUCUACAAGAUUUACUUGCAAAAGGAAUUGAUAACCCUGUGGUACAACUAUAUAAAAAAAGGUUCCCAUAUCAUGAUAUUAGGCAAGAUCCAGAACGAGAUACUAUCUUAUUCCAACACAGUGAAGAUCUCCAAUAUACACCUGAAGAAUUACUGGCUAUGAUAUUAAACAGAGCUCAAGAAAUGGCAGCAGCAUUCGCUGAACAACCCAUCAAAGAUGUUGUCAUAACAGUACCUGCUUAUUUCAACCAAGCCGAGAGAAGAUCUGUUAAACAUGCUGCUGAGUUAGUGGGGCUUAACGUACUGCAACUAAUGAAUGACAAUGCAGCAGUUGCGUUGAAUUAUGGCGUGUUUAGAAGAACUACGUUCAAUGUUACUCCUACUAAUAUAAUGUUCUAUGAUAUGGGAGCGAGUAGUACCACGGCAACCAUUGUUAGUUACCAGAUAGUGAAGACCAAAGAAAAAGGCAUCAGUGAGACAAAUCCACAGCUCACAGUUAAAGGAAUUGGAUUUGACCGAACUCUGGGAGGAUUUGAAGUUGAGUUGAGACUAAGAGAACACUUUGCUAAGGUGUUCACAGAGCAAGGCAAGGCAAAGAGCAAUGUUUAUGAAUCACCGAGAGCAAUGGCAAAAUUAUUAAAAGAAGCAAAGAGAAUAAAAAAAGUGUUGAGUGCAAAUACAGAACACAUGGCACAGAUUGAAGGUUUAAUAGAUGAUGUUGAUUUCCGUGUCAAAAUAACAAGGGAAGAAAUGGAAACAAUGUGUGCUGAUUUGUUUGCUAGAGUCAAGAAUCCUGUCAGAAUGGCCAUUGAAUCAGCAGAUAUGACACUAGGUGAAAUCGACCAGGUUAUACUGAUGGGUGGUGGAACUAGGAUUCCAAAGGUGCAGGAACUACUUUUGGAAGCAGUGAAAAAGAGUGAAUUAGGAAAAAACAUCAACGCUGAUGAAGCAGCAGCUUUGGGAGCGUCAUAUCAAGCUGCCUACCUGAGUAAAGGUUUUAAAGUUAAAAAGUUUGUAGUCAAAGAUGCCAAUCUCUACCCAAUAGAAGUGGAGUUUGAAAGAUCAGCUAUUAAUGAUGAAGGAGUAGAAUUUCAGAAAACUGUUAAAAGAACGUUAUUUGGUAGAAAUAAUCCAUAUCCUCAGAAGAAAGUUAUGACAUUCAAUAAACACACUGAUGACUUUGCAUUUAGUGUCAAUUAUGGAGAUUUGUCAUUUGUAAAUGAAGAUUAUUUAAAGUAA
Molecule: messenger RNA, 1762 nt
Organism: Saccoglossus kowalevskii
Lineage: Eukaryota; Metazoa; Hemichordata; Enteropneusta; Harrimaniidae
Product: hypoxia up-regulated protein 1-like
Biological process (GO): endoplasmic reticulum unfolded protein response
Cellular component (GO): endoplasmic reticulum chaperone complex
Molecular function (GO): ATP binding; ATP-dependent protein folding chaperone
Source: RefSeq, a predicted model, not a curated record